AGAAAAUGUGUGAAAUAGAAUACGAAUCAAACGAAACUACGCUUACAGAUAUGGUCCCAUGUGUAAAUAAUAAAACGAAAACAUAUUACAGAAACAAACACUGCGCACUUUGUUAUGGGGAAAAGGAACAUCAUCUGGAAUAUUUUACUGCGACUAUCAUGUGUAAUUACCCACCGUUUUCAGAGGAAAUCGAUAUAAAACAAUCUGUUUUUGAAACUCAAAACUGCACUAUUGUGUUCGAAAAUAAUCGAGACAGUCCGUACGACUUAAACGAAAAAUCUUGUUGGACAACCUUAGACAAAUGUAAUGAAACUGGGCUAUGGGAAAAAUACGAUUCUGAAUUGGAGCAUGCUUGCCAUCAGAAUCAUUCCGUCAUUCGGUUUCCAUAUGACAUUUUGAGGUUUCAAAAUGUAUUUUGCUUUUUAUGCAAUGGGUUAAACAUUUAUAUCGUUCAGCCAAAUUGUGCGUUUUUUACAGCAAACCCUUACUCGUUUUCUGGUCUCUUGAAGAUAUAUACGCCGACAUCGCCCGUGUCUAAGGGAAAUGCGAUUUUACCCCGUGAGGAGGAAAGUAAAGUUUACUGUCCUGGUCGACGAGUCUACAAAAAUGGUCAGUGUAUAUCAAAUAUAAAAUGGUACAACAACUACGCUGUCUCAGUUAAAGUAAAGCUAAUCCCUUUACAGAAAGUUUCCCAACCGAACGAAACAACUGUUAUCCGCCUUCUUGGCAUCUUAAACACGAAGCUGAGAAAUAUUUUUGACAAUCAACUCUGUCUUUUUUAUGUACAGACUAUAUAUGUUUUAGCAUUGUCUAAUCAGGUAACAGGGUCGAGCUGGUUUUGUUUAGACGUUGAUCUAAGGUUUACCGUGACAUUAGAACUGGAACUAUUUAGUGUUGAAACUGUAUCGGCUUUGCACAAGUUGGAAAUACCUGAUGGAGAUGAUCAUGUUUAUCGAGUGAAAGUUGUGGAUGCGUUCGGUAAUUAUGACAAUAAUGUGUUUUUAUUUAAUACUGAACUUAUGUGUCGUCUUUGGCCCGAUAUCUCAUGUUACCCAUGUGAUCGGGUUAGUUAUGUGUUUGAUUUAAUGGAUUUUUUACCAUGCCCUAGAAUAAAAUUAUUUCUAAAUAGCACACAUUGGAAACGAACAUACGAUGGCGUAUUUCAUAUAGGUAAUACAUUUAAAAUCGAUACGAACGAAUACGUGCACUUUAAUAAUGGGGCUAUAUCGUUGUGCUACGAUACAUAUCAGAAAUACAUGACUAUCAGUUCAAGAGUGACAUGGUCUACUGAUCAAUGGGUAUCGCUGGUCUGUAUUGUUGUUUCACUUGUAUGCCUUAUUUUAUCACUGAUGUCGUACGCUCUUCUUCCUACACUCAGAUUUAAUACGCCUGGGAAAAAUGCUAUGGCAUUAUUUAUAGCGCUUCUUACUGCACAUGUUGUUUACAUCGUUAGUAGUUUCGGACGACUCGAAGGUGAUUCAACGCCAUGCAAAGCAGUAGGUUUAUUGUCUCACUUUUCAUGGUUGAUGGUCAUCAUGUGGAUGAAUGUAUGUACAAUCCACAUGUACCGGGUGUUCCGUAAAACACAAAUAUUACCAUCUGAAACAAACUUAAGGGAAUAUUGCUUAUAUAAUGUUUAUGCCUUUACGGUUUCAGCGACAUGUGUUGGAAUAAAUAGCGCGAUGUCAACACAUAUUAACAACAAUAUUGGUUACGGGUACAAAGUAUGUCACAUAAACUUACAAGAAAAUGUAAUUUAUACAUUUAUGAUCCCUGUUUGCCUAGUAAUCGUUUCGAAUUUUGCAAUGUUCAUCCAAGUUGUCAUCCGUAUCAGAAAUUCUAAAAUUGAAAGAAAUGUGCAAAAUGACCGAAAUGAGCUUCUCAUUUUUGUCAAACUAUCAACAAUUACAGGAAUGACUUGGAUAUUUGGUAUCAUAUAUAGUUUCACCGAGUAUAUAAUUUUCUCUUAUUUAUUCAUUGUUCUUAACGCAUCACAAGGCGUGUUUUUAUUUUUUGCCUUCAUUGUUAACAAGCGGGUCUUAGGAAUGAUAUUAGAACUCCUAAGAGCCGACCGUAGAGACUGAUUUUUGUUCAUCAAGGACUACAUGAUAUUAGAACUCCUAAGAGCCGACCGUA
Messenger RNA from Dreissena polymorpha, 2136 nucleotides. Its product is annotated as adhesion G protein-coupled receptor E2-like. Bases 6 to 2084 code for a protein of 692 amino acids. Gene Ontology annotation, molecular function: G protein-coupled receptor activity. The record is from RefSeq and is a predicted model, not a curated record. Gene Ontology annotation, cellular component: membrane. NCBI's taxonomy places the organism in Eukaryota, Metazoa, Mollusca, Bivalvia, Myida, Dreissenidae. Gene Ontology annotation, biological process: G protein-coupled receptor signaling pathway; cell surface receptor signaling pathway. The transcript has 2 exons.